GCUUAGCCCCACCUUUCAGUGGCGAAAUGUCAUUGCUGAGAAGUCAUUCAUCUUUAGAAGUCCGUUAAAUUAGCUCCCGGAACUGCUUUCUUCCGUCCGUAUUUCCGUUCUGAAUAUCGCCUCAUCUUCCCUUUAUCAGUAUGAGUGAUCCGUGGCAGGAGUGCAUGGAUUAUUGCAUAGAGGUCACGAAACGGGCCGGAAAGAUGAUCUGUGAGGCGCUCCAAAAGGACAUCGCCGUCAUGCACAAGAGCUCAGCGGUUGACCUGGUGACCGAGACGGACCAGAAAGUGGAACAGCUCAUUAUAUCUUCCAUCAGGGAAAAGUACCCAACACACAGCUUUAUAGGCGAGGAGUCCGUAGCAGCAGGCGCCCCCAGCACCCUCUCUGACAAUCCCACUUGGAUUAUCGACCCUAUCGAUGGGACCACCAACUUUGUUCACAGGUUCCCGUUUGUGUCUGUAUCAAUCGGUUUCACAGUGAAGAAAGAGAUAGAGUUUGGGAUUGUCUACAGCUGCAUCGAGGACAAAAUGUACACAGCACGUAAAGGAAAGGGAGCAUUUUGCAAUGGAGUCCCAAUCAAGGUGUCUGGACAAGAAGAUAUUAGUAAAUCCUUGGUGCUGACAGAAAUGGGCUUCAAGAAGGAUGCAGAGCAAUUUCAAACAAUGAUGGCCAACAUCAGAAACAUCCUCAGCAUCCCUGUACAUGGAAUCCGCUCCCCAGGCAGCGCAGCUGUCAACAUGUGUCUGGUAGCGUGCGGAUCGGCUGAUGCUUACUACCACAUGGGCAUCCACUGCUGGGACAUGGCUGGAGGGGCAGCAGUCGUCAGAGAAGCUGGAGGAGUCAUCAUGGACAUUUCAGGUGGACCAUUUGAUUUGAUGUCUCGCAGGCUGAUUGUGGCCAGCAGCAGAAUGAUAGCAGAACGCAUUGCAAAGGAGAUAACAGAGUUUCACGUUGGCAGGGAUGACACUGAUGACUAGUUAACUGCUGCACUCCUCUCAGCCCGCUCACCUCAUGUAAACACUCUCAACUAUUUUGUACAUAGAAGGUAUGAAGCCUGUCUUUGCCUUAAAAAUCACAACUGUAAACUUACCUCUGAAGAACAUCUGAGAGAGUUUAAGUGUUCAGAGCUCACACUUUCAGCCUCUUUUCUGUUUUUUCUUUUGCAUUUUCACAUUUCAGGACUUAACUGUUCAGAUACAGACUUUGUAUUGUGUUGUAAUUUAAACAGAUGCGAUGGAAUGUAUGCCCUUAUAUUAGUUUUUAUUGUGUUGUUUUUAAUCGCUUAACAUUGUUCUUAGUAUUUAUUUAUUUGUGAGAAAGAAGAUAAAGAAAUCUCAUGGUUAUUCUUCCUCAACACAGCACUGUUAAAGCAAAUUUAAGAGUGGAGUAUUAAUUACUUUACUUAUACAUGAGUAACUAUUACAUUUUAGAGUCAUCACUGGUUUGCACAAUGUGUAAUGCAAGUAUAUGUGUACCUACAACUGUACUGUAUAUCUGCUUUCUUUAUCAAGCCAAAGGAUAAAGGGUGCUUUUGGCUAAGGAGCAAUCGACGGAUGUUUUUCAAAAUGUGUGCUUGUUUUAUGCGCUUUUGUAAGAAUGCAAUAAAGACAGCAAGUAAAAGCAAAUAAUAUCUGUUA
Molecule: messenger RNA, 1637 nt
Organism: Oreochromis aureus
Lineage: Eukaryota; Metazoa; Chordata; Actinopteri; Cichliformes; Cichlidae
Product: inositol monophosphatase 1-like
Exons: 9
Coding region: 141-977 (278 amino acids)
Biological process (GO): signal transduction; inositol metabolic process; phosphatidylinositol phosphate biosynthetic process
Molecular function (GO): inositol monophosphate 1-phosphatase activity
Source: RefSeq, a predicted model, not a curated record